Molecule: messenger RNA, 669 nt
Organism: Aspergillus tanneri
Lineage: Eukaryota; Fungi; Ascomycota; Eurotiomycetes; Eurotiales; Aspergillaceae
Exons: 2
Coding region: 1-669 (222 amino acids)
Source: RefSeq, a predicted model, not a curated record
AUGCCGUGUUGUGUUGUUGGCGACUACUGUCUCUCCGACAAUAUCUGCUCCUAUACCCACACCUUAAUUGGCGGAAGCGGUUACUAUUCCGCCGGCUGUUCGGCAAAUGCGGAAGACUUCGGUGACACAGAGAAUGUUUCCGUAUGUGCUGAACGCUGUGCUGGUACCCGUUAUCCCGAUAUUGUCUACGAUACCGACAAUGACAUAUGGAAAUGCUGCAGUGCUGGUAAGGAACCAAACUGCCAGGCUCCUUCCAACGAGUCCUUCAGUGCAUUGGCUCCUAGCGACCUGCAGACAUAUUGGUUCGCUGGUAUGACAACUUCUAUUCCUUCAAGCACAGCUACAUCAGCAACCGUACGAACAACCUCUCCCAUUACUACUACAGCUUUGAGUAGCCCACCAGAUAGGGCGACACAAUCUCCUGCUACAUCUUCUCUUCCAACCGGAGCUAGGGCAGGCAUUGGCGUUGGCGUCGCUGCUGGUGCUAUAUUUCUUAUCGCGGUGGGCAUAUAUAUCGUGCUUCGAAAACGUCAGGAGGCAAAAACAAAAGUAUACCAAAGUACAAUACAAGCUGCAAAUCCUUCAGAGUUAUCGGCAGCCCGUAACCAUCAAGAAUUAGAUUCAACUAAUAAGCACACAUCGCCACAACCUCGCCAUGAACUGGAAUAA